This is a messenger RNA of Neomonachus schauinslandi (Hawaiian monk seal), 1499 nucleotides long. It is a transcript of the gene PRMT1, whose product is annotated as protein arginine methyltransferase 1. Gene Ontology annotation, molecular function: protein-arginine N-methyltransferase activity. Gene Ontology annotation, cellular component: nucleus. Bases 168 to 1283 code for a protein of 371 amino acids. The record is from RefSeq and is a predicted model, not a curated record. The transcript has 11 exons. NCBI's taxonomy places the organism in Eukaryota, Metazoa, Chordata, Mammalia, Carnivora, Phocidae.
CCAAUUGGUAAACGGUAUUCUCAGACGGGCCGCCUCCAUUGCCAAUGAGAUCUCCUGGCGGGGUCGUUGUGGGCGGGCCGUGGACCCUCCGGUAUAAGGCGGUCCCGGGGGAGUGCGGAGAAAGGGGGGGGUCUCGGCGGCAGGAGGAGGAGUAGGUGCGGGUGAAGAUGGCGGCAGCCGAGGCCGCGAACUGCAUCAUGGAGAAUUUUGUAGCCACCUUGGCUAAUGGGAUGAGCCUCCAGCCGCCUCUUGAAGAAGUCUCCUGUGGCCAGGCAGAAAGCAGCGAGAAGCCCAAUGCUGAGGACAUGACGUCCAAAGAUUACUACUUUGAUUCCUAUGCUCACUUCGGCAUUCACGAGGAGAUGCUGAAAGAUGAGGUGCGCACCCUCACAUACCGAAACUCCAUGUUUCACAACCGGCACCUCUUCAAGGACAAGGUGGUGCUGGACGUGGGCUCCGGCACAGGGAUCCUCUGUAUGUUUGCUGCCAAGGCUGGAGCCCGCAAGGUCAUUGGGAUCGAGUGUUCCAGUAUCUCUGAUUAUGCGGUGAAGAUCGUCAAAGCCAACAAGUUAGACCAUGUGGUGACCAUCAUCAAGGGGAAGGUGGAGGAGGUAGAGCUUCCGGUGGAGAAGGUGGACAUCAUUAUCAGCGAGUGGAUGGGCUACUGCCUUUUCUACGAGUCAAUGCUCAACACCGUGCUCUACGCCCGAGACAAGUGGCUGGCCCCCGAUGGCCUCAUCUUCCCGGACCGAGCCACGCUGUAUGUGACAGCCAUUGAAGACCGUCAGUACAAAGACUACAAGAUUCACUGGUGGGAGAACGUAUACGGCUUUGACAUGUCUUGCAUCAAAGACGUGGCCAUUAAGGAGCCCCUGGUGGAUGUGGUGGACCCCAAGCAGCUGGUCACCAACGCCUGUCUCAUAAAGGAGGUGGACAUCUACACUGUCAAGGUGGAAGACCUGACCUUCACCUCCCCCUUCUGUCUGCAAGUGAAGCGGAAUGACUACGUGCACGCCCUCGUGGCCUACUUCAACAUCGAGUUCACCCGCUGCCACAAGAGGACGGGCUUCUCCACCAGCCCCGAGUCCCCCUACACGCACUGGAAGCAGACCGUGUUCUACAUGGAGGACUACCUGACCGUGAAGACAGGCGAGGAGAUUUUUGGCACCAUCGGCAUGCGGCCCAAUGCCAAGAAUAAUCGUGACCUGGACUUCACCAUUGACCUGGACUUCAAGGGCCAGCUGUGCGAGCUGUCCUGCUCCACCGACUACCGGAUGCGCUGAGGCGGCCCGGCUUCUCCCACCCCGGCCGGGCCGGCCCUCCACGGGCCCAGGGGCUGCGGCGUUCUUAGGCAGUUUGGGGGCUCCCCCUUCCUCUCCUUCCCUCCCUCAGAAGGGGGUUCUAGGGGUCUGGGCUGGGGCGGGGCACAUCGUGACUGUGUUUUUCAUAACUUAUGUUUUUAUAUGGUUGCAUUUACGCCAAUAAAUCCUCAGCUGGGA